AUAUCCGGUGUGGGUCUUCAAGCGAAGAGCCGGUGGAAUAUCUAAUGAACGUUUUUAUUACUUGUCGACUUUUUCUGAAAGCUUUCAUAUAGCCGAUUUUACAUCUUAGAACACAAGGAGAUCAUUAUGCAUAUUCUUCUCUUUUGUAGUUUGAUUGCCAACGCCUUUUCUUCAAAGAUCCUCUUACUGCCAUCUGACGACAGCGAGAGAAUAAGAAGUUUCGCUCCUCUUUCCGAUACUCUCGCUGUCGGUGGACAUGAGGUAUUGACUUUAUCAUCAUCAAAGCAUGCAGUUCUCUUAGGAGAUUUGCAGAUGCCUCAUGUUUUGUAUAAAUUACCCGCGAAAAUUCAAGGAGGACUGGAUUCUAUAGUACCAUCUCCAAAUUUCUACCAAUAUUUGACUUUUUUCGAACGAGCGUUUGCAAAACAAAACAAAAUAUGUGAAGAAUUUCUAAAAUCGGACAUGCUUGAAAACCUAAAAGAAAAGAAAUUUAAUUAUGCUAUUAUCGACGGUCGAAGAGAGGCUAUAUGCUUGAAAAACAUAGCUAAAAGCUUAAACAUUCGAUAUUCCAUGUUACACUCUGAUUUUAGUUCUGUUGAUUUACAAUAUUCCAUAAUUGAUGGCGGUUUUAUCAUUGAAUCACUUCAGCGGAUUCUUUUGAAAUUUAUGUACAAUUCCAAGCUGGAUUCAACUGAUGUGGCUGACUUACAUAUGAUUAAUACUGAUAUUGUUUGUUCUUCAAAAUAUUACCCAUUAUCUCCACAUAUAAUUCAUUUAAAUUUGAUGCGAAAAAAAACAAAAGGAAUUUUACGUCCAGAAAUUGGUAUGUUCCUAAAGAAGUGGAAAAAAUCCAUCAUUGUUUUGUAUAAGCGCAAACCCACCAAAGAGCAAAUUACAUCUCUGUUCAAUAUAUUUAGAAUGAUGUCAUUUGGCAUAAUCGUCGAGUAUCGGGGGCAGAUAAAUGAAAAACCUGAUAAUGUUUUAAUAAGUGAUUAUUUACCUCUACACGAAUUAUUUGCUCAUUCUCAGGAAAUUGCCGUAGUCUUGUCUGUUGAUUCAUUAUAUUAUCACCAAAUGGCUACUGCAUUUGGAAUACCAACUAUAGUUGUUGCUCAAAAUUUUGAAACUUACAGUCAUAUCAAUUCCUAUUAUAAAAAAUCAAAUAUAAUCUUAUUGGACGAUAUCAAUCUAAUCGAAGUUGAAUACGCUUUUAGUGUUCUUGGUUCUUUUAAGAAAGCAAAAAAAGCAAGUAAAAUUUGCUCAGAGAGGAUAAAUGCUAUGCCUUCUCCUUCUAGGGCAGCUCUAUUUUGGAUAGACCAUGCAAUGGAAUUUGGGAGUCGGCAUUUACGGAAAGAAUUUUCACAUGCUGGAAGCGUAAUCUUCAGAUUGACUUUUGUGGAUUAUUUUAUCUUGUUAUUAAGUUUCUCCUUUCUAGUUUUAAUUACGUUUAUUUGCAUAAAACUAACCAUUAGAAUUGUUGACUUGAUAACUAACCAAUCUGCUCAACCAAAAGCAAAAGCAAAACCCCGUGCUAAUAACGUUCACAAACAGAAAGAACUAAUAUUAAAAGAAGACAAGCGGAGAGCAAACGGAAUUAAUCAUAACUUGGCGACUAAUGUUAAAAGAACUAAGAAAAAGAAAUUCUAUUGA
Molecule: messenger RNA, 1650 nt
Organism: Dimorphilus gyrociliatus
Lineage: Eukaryota; Metazoa; Annelida; Polychaeta; Dinophilidae
Source: the annotation of a GenBank genome assembly